AUGUCUGCGACGCUGGCGGACCCGUAUCGAGGCUUUGCAAUUACCUACUCUCACCAUGCCCUCGACAAAGUUAACCACGAAGACAUGAUUGUCUACGACCCUUCUCAACCACGCGUUGAUAGAUCACCGGAAGGCUUCUCUCCUGAAGGCCCGCACCAGUCAUCCUUUACACCAUACCUGCCGGCCAGGCCAGCUACGCUGCCUCAUACCAACGAUGAACCACAGCAUGUCCUCAUGGGACCGCAACAGAUGCACACGCGCCAAAUCUCAGCGCACUAUCACCACUCGUCAACUUUCGAGCUCUCUCCUCUGAGAGACACGCAGGAACGAUCUCGGUCAGCCAACGCAGACAACAGCACUCACCACAUGGAUCGCCGCGUCGGACAUCAACUAUCAUUGCAGCAGACACUGUUGAAUAGCGGAUCUUCUCCUCCGAUCGGUUCUUCAGAGAUGCUAUACCCCAUCUCCAGCGACCAUUCACCUACCUAUCCACCUGACUAUUCUCUCUCGCUCCCGCAACCUCACCACCACCACCAUCGCCUCCCACUGCAAGCGUCCAUCCGCUAUGGCCUCGACCCGAGACUGGGAUCGGCUUCGCCGUCCCUGCCGGGCACUGCACCCAACGUCGUAGGGCAGCCGGGAAUGCCAGUCCCAGCACCACGACCGCGCGGGCCGAAGCUGAAGUUCACAAGCGAGGAAGACACGCUCCUCGUGGAGCUCAAGGAGAUCAAGAACUUGACCUGGAAACAGAUCGCGGAUUUCUUUCCUGGUCGCACGAGCGGCACGCUACAGGUUCGGUACUGUACCAAGCUGAAGACGAAAGAUGUCAUCUGGACAGAGGAGAUGGUGCACCGGCUUCAGCGUGCUGUCGACGAGUAUCAGAACGACCAGUGGCGCAUCAUUGCUGGCAAAGUCGGGAACGGGCCGAACGGGCGGAAGCGGCAUCCAUCGUCAAUCCUCGUCGUCAACCGCAACCUCUCCUUCCACUCACACCACCACCCCCGUCGUUGUCCCUUCUCCCCUCCACAACAAAGGACAAUGUUCCUCCAACGCACAGCCUCCUCCCUUGCGCGGCGCUCGCCCGCCCGCGCUUUCGCUAUUGCCCGCCCGUUCUCCUCGUCCGUGGCUCGCCAUGGCGAUAGCUGUGUAGCUGACAUGUGGACUCUGGCUAAUCCGAAUUCGGGCACAGGUGACGACAAGAAGUGGGCUCCCAAGCAGGAGGGCAAGAUUCUCCCCUUUGACGAGAUCAAGACCGAGGACGACCUGAUCGCCCCCGGCGCCAAGCCCGGCACCGUCCCGACCGACUUCAGCCAGGCCACCGGUCUCGAGCGUCUGGAACUCAUCGGAAAGAUGCAGGGCAUUGACAUUUUCGACAUGCGGCCCCUGGAUGCCUCCCGGAAGGGAACCCUCGACAACCCCAUCAUCGUCACGGGCGCCGGUGAUGAGCAGUACGCUGGUUGCACCGGCUACCCGGCCGACUCGCACGUGGUUAACUGGCUGACUGUGUCCCGCGAGCGUCCCAUCGAGCGCUGCAACGAGUGCGGCAACGUCGUCAAGCUGAACUACGUCGGCCCCGAGGAGGAUCCCCACGCCCACGACCACGGCCACGGCCACCCAGCCCACGAGGAACCCAAGACUUUCGCCGACUACGUCAAGCCCGACUACUGGUACCGGUAA
Molecule: messenger RNA, 1677 nt
Organism: Penicillium riverlandense
Lineage: Eukaryota; Fungi; Ascomycota; Eurotiomycetes; Eurotiales; Aspergillaceae
Exons: 8
Coding region: 1-1677 (558 amino acids)
Biological process (GO): mitochondrial electron transport, cytochrome c to oxygen
Cellular component (GO): mitochondrial envelope
Source: RefSeq, a predicted model, not a curated record